This is a messenger RNA of Rhagoletis pomonella (apple maggot), 2109 nucleotides long. RefSeq lists its product as uncharacterized. The record is from RefSeq and is a predicted model, not a curated record. Lineage: Eukaryota; Metazoa; Arthropoda; Insecta; Diptera; Tephritidae. Bases 1 to 2109 code for a protein of 702 amino acids. The transcript has a single exon.
AUGACAAAAAACAGAGACUACGAAAAUCAUGCAGAUGUCGCCAUUGGACCGAUGAAUAAAGUUUGCUUGCAUUGCCAUGCUUUGAAGUUUGCCAAGGAAUCACCAGGAAUGUGUUGUUCAAAUGGUAAAAUAGUUUUGUCAUCGUUAAUUGAGGCACCUGAACCACUACUUAGUUACCUUUCUGGCACAACUCCUAUUUCAAACCACUUUUUGAAAAACAUACGCAAGUACAACUCUUGCUUUCAAAUGACUUCGUUUGGAGCAACGAAAAUUAUAUCUGAAGGCGGUUACAUGCCAACAUUCAAAGUUCAAGGCCAAAUAUACCACAAAAUCGGUUCAUUGCUCGCAGUGCCACAACAAGAUGCGAAAUUUCUGCAAAUUUAUUUCACUGGAAAUGAUGCACUGGAAGUAGACAAGCGUUGCGCAAUUAGUUCUGGGAUCCGACGCGAGAUCAUUUCAAGCUUGCAGGCAAUGUUCCAUGAACAAAGCAAUUUGAUUCGCCUUUUUAAAACAGCUCUGGAUCAAAUGCCAUCAGAUGACUAUAGUGUUGUUAUUAGAGCAGACAAAGCUCCUGCUGGUGAACAUGAAAGGCGCUCCAAUGCUCCGGUAACAGGGGAUGUUGCAAUUUUAAUAGUUGGCACCGAAUUCGAUCGACGUGACAUCAUUAUCCACCGGCGAAAUGCUAAUGUGCAGAGAGUAUCGGAAACACAUCGAUCGUAUGAUGCACUCCAAUAUUCAGUGCUGUUUCCCCAUGGAGAAGAAGGAUAUCAUUUCAACAUCAGGCAAGUCGACCCCAGCACAAGUGAAGCGACGACAAAGAAAGUGUCCUGCAUGGAUUAUUAUACAAACCGCAUUAUGAUUCGUGGAAGUGAAUCCAAUCAUAUCUUAAAAUGUCGUGAAUUAUUCCAACAGUUUAUUGUGGACAUGUACGCGAAAGUCGAAAGUGAACGUCUUCUUUUCAUUCGCUUAAAUCAAAAGAAGCUGCGCGUUGAAGAAUACGUUCAUUUACGUGAUGCAGUUGCUAAUGAUGGAAACAUUGCUGACAUUGGACAAAUGGUAAUUUUACCUGUAACAUAUACAGGAAGCCCGCGGCACAUGCACGAAUACGGGCAAGAUGCUAUGACGUACGUUCGAAAGUAUGGACGACCAGACCUAUUCAUCACCUUCACUUGCAAUCCAUCGUGGAGUGAAAUAACCGAAUUGCUUUUUGCAGGCCAGAGCUCAUCGCACAGACAUGAUCUUCUCGCUCGAAUAUUCAAGCAAAAGCUAAUAAGUCUUAUGAAUGUCAUCACGAAGAAUUUUGUUUUUGGAGAAACCAGAUGCUGGAUGUACUCAAUUGAAUGGCAAAAGAGAGGCGUACCACACGCUCACAUUUUGAUUUGGUUGAAGCAAAAAAUUAUACCUACACAAAUUGAUAGCGUUAUAUCAGCCGAGCUUCCAAAUCAAGCCGAAGAUCCCAUUCUUUUUGAAAUAAUCAAGAAAAAUAUGAUUCAUGGGCCAUGCGGUACUUUUAAUCCUAAUUCACCAUGCAUGCAAAACGGCAAAUGCACAAAGCGAUAUCCACGUGAGUUGAUUACUGAAACUCAAACUGGAGGUGAUGGAUAUCCUCUGUAUAGGCGAAGAAAUCCCACUAAUGGUGGAUACACAACUACUAUUAAGAUGCGAAGUGUAGAUAUCGACAUAGACAAUAGAUGGAUCGUGCCAUACUCGCUACUACUUUCAAAAAUGUUUAAUGCUCACAUCAAUGUUGAGUAUUGUAAUUCGGUAAAGUCCAUAAAAUAUAUUUGUAAAUAUGUUAACAAGGGCAGUGACAUGGCAGUAUUCGGAUUAGCAAAUCGAGGUGAUGAGAUCACGCAAUAUCAAACAGGGCGCUACAUCAGCAGUAACGAAGCAGUAUGGCGGAUAUUUGCAUUCAAUAUUCACGAACGAUAUCCAACGGUUCAACAUCUCGCUGUUUAUUUGGAAAAUGGUCAGCGGGUUUACUUCACCGAAGAAAAUGCGCAAAAUAGAGCAGAGCAACCACAAAACACAACACUGACUGCUUUUUUCGAAUUGUGUAAAUCCGAAAAUUUUGCUAAAACGUUGCUGUAUCAAGAUGUGCCCAAAUAG